UGAAAUUGCUACUCUCGAUCGAACUUCCCCAAGCCGAUCACAACCCUCCACAUCUACAUCUACCCAUGCACAUACACAUACCUACACAUACACUCGGCUUCCUUCACAGUGGUUACGGUAGCAGCCAUUCUACCAAUAUUACCUUAUAGAUAUCGUUUGAUGAUCUUCCGAUAGGUAUUACCAUCCGAAGAGCUUAUCUAAACAAUACAACCCAUACAAACAAUUAACAUCCGCAACCAACAUACCUCAGUCUCGACCAUCACUUAUUUCUAUCCGUCUAUCUAUCCGCCAUGGCCACGAAAGCGAUGUCAGACUUAACCCUCAACCCCCCUUCAAUCAGUACUACGACUACUACUACUACCACCACCGCCACAGCACUCAAAGCGAAAUCCAAAGGCAAAAAGGCUACCGCCCCAAUACUCGACUCCUGGGAAGACGAAGACGUGGCCUCGGAUACCGAACCCCUCUCGCAAUCACCAUCGCAGUCCGACUCCCACCCACAGUCUCUAUCUCCUCUUCCCGUCGGUUCGGGCGUCGCCGCCCCCCCUCCAACACCUAGUUCGCCGGGGCCCGACACGCCUCUGCCGUGGCAGCCGAUCCCCGGGGGCGGUAAUACCAGCAGUGGUGGUAGUAGUAUUAGUAGUGGCGGUGGUGGUGGUGGUGGUAAUGGUGUAGAAGGCAAGAGGCCGGAGAAGACGGACGCGGUAGCCCGGAGGAUGAUCGCGAGCGCGCUGGGGGUACGUGCGCCGCGGCCGACGGAGGAGCAGAGGGCGUACGACCGCGCGGUGAGAGAGAAGGAGAGGAAGAGGCGGGAAGAAGAGAAAGAAGUCGAGAGGAAGAGAAGGGAGGAGACGGAGCGGGCGAAGGUCGCAAUUUGGGAAGAUUGAGACUUUUUUUUUUUUUUUCUCGGUUGGACACGAAUGAUGCGUUUGGAUCUGGGUUCCGGUUCGGAUGGCGCCGUCCAGAUAUGAGAAUUUCUGCACGUACGUAGGUAUCUAUCGGCUUAUAUGUUGGGUG
Messenger RNA from Daldinia caldariorum, 1017 nucleotides. RefSeq lists its product as uncharacterized. Bases 291 to 887 code for a protein of 198 amino acids. The record is from RefSeq and is a predicted model, not a curated record. The transcript has a single exon. Lineage: Eukaryota; Fungi; Ascomycota; Sordariomycetes; Xylariales; Hypoxylaceae.